This is a messenger RNA of Athene cunicularia (burrowing owl), 1436 nucleotides long. RefSeq names its product chromosome 4 C4orf46 homolog (gene C4H4orf46). The annotation marks the transcript as partial. The record is from RefSeq and is a predicted model, not a curated record. The transcript has 2 exons. Lineage: Eukaryota; Metazoa; Chordata; Aves; Strigiformes; Strigidae.
GGGUCGCUGCCGCCCGCGGAGCUGCCCGAGGGAUCGCCCGGCGCUGGGCCCCGGAGGGUCCGUGGUGGGAGUGAGGGGUCGCGGCCACCGGAGCUGCCGGCCGGCGACACGCGGGAGCUACUGGAGGAGGUGGAGAUGCAGAUCGGCGACGCCGCCUUCUCGUUGGCGAAGGUCCUGGAAGCGACGUCGGCCGUGUCGGCCCAGGUGGAGGAGCUCGCCACAAAGUGCUCGGAGAACGCCCGGUUCCUCAGAACAUGGCGGGACCUGCUGAGGGAGGGCUACGAGGCCCUGAAGCCCAGCGGCUGACCCUGCCCCCGCGGCGGCUCCGCCGGGUCGCGCUGAGCUGCCUGCUCGUGUCGGACUGAGAUCAGGGGUUUUGUUAAACCACCCCUUAAUAAGGAGUCCACGUGGAUUUUUGUUUUCUCUCGGCAGCUCCCCGUGAGCCCGGAGUUCUUUCAGAAGUACUUGUUGACUCGCAUGGUUGUUGUAUGUAAGUCACCGAGUAAAAUAACUUUGUUUAGGACAUCAGUUCUAGGCUCUUCAGUUGCAGCUUAAGCCAUCUCGUCCAUGAAAUACUCUGCCUUUUUUUUUUCUUUUUUCUUUUUUUUUUUUGUGGCUAACGUGGUGGAUGCCAAGUUAGUAUGUAUGGUACGUCCGGAACUCAUUACUGGUGGGGAAGUGGUGUCCUGGGAGGAGGUAUUGUCAGCCCUCCUUUUUAAGAGCUGCCACUAGCAGAAACCCUGCCAACUCCAGAGGAAAUUGCUGAACAAACUUCAGGUUUUCUCUAUGCAUGCUGUUUCUCCGUGUUGAGGAUAGAAUACUAUGGCAAGUCGUGGCUUAUUUACAAGCUUUAGAUAAGCCCUAUAUCCCAAACCUCACUGUUUUUAGCAGUAUUGCAAUAUAUUUCUAUAAAGGUGCAGAUUUUUUGCAAGGUGUUUGAUUACUGCAAACAAUUUUACACUACCUUUUGUUGUAAUAAAGUGCCUUAUGGUGGACCAUAUAUCUCUGCAUGAUAGAAGUUUAACAGUGUUGUUUACUGAUAGGAUGGAUUAUUUUGAACUAUAAGUAAACGCUUCCAUUUGUAUGUGUGAAAUGUAUUUUCUCCUUUCUUGAGUAGCACAUUAGACAUUUUUCAGUAUUUGGUCCUAUUUUUUAUCUUUGCCUUAAGCAGUUACUAGUUAGUUAGAGUGUACUGUUAAAAGAGUGUGCUGGCCUGAAAGUUCACUAAUCUGUAAUAAAUAGCUGUACUGAAACUCCUGUACCUUUACCAGAGCACUGUGAAAAAAGCAAUACUGAAAUGCAAUGGCAGGCUGUAGGAGAACAUGGCUCUACUGUGGUUUAUUAGUCAGCCUUAUUUUUUACUGGUAGGAGUUUUUUAAAAAAACAAACUGUAGUUUUCUUAUCAAAACAAUAAAGAUGUUACAAAAAAUUUGAAA